Malus domestica (apple) is the source of this 2001-nucleotide messenger RNA. The record is from RefSeq and is a predicted model, not a curated record. Lineage: Eukaryota; Viridiplantae; Streptophyta; Magnoliopsida; Rosales; Rosaceae.
UAAAUUCCUUUCAAAUUUACUGUCAACGUCUGAAACAUAUAAAGCAGCACCAAAGUUUCCGUCAAUUCGAAAUGUGAGACCAAUCCAAUAAUCCAUACAACAAAAAGAUGCAUACCCAAAUCAAAAUCAAUCAAAACACAUUGGAAAAUCAUCGCAAACUAAACGGAAAACAAAACCCACCAGGAAGAAACUCACAGAUUGAGCUAUCAAAAAACGAAAACAAAGCCGACCCAGAUGAGAAAAACCGAACCUUUUCAACAGGAAGAGUAAAACAAGCCGUGUCAACGGCGGCCACAAGGAGGAGGAGGAGGAGAGCGAUCCUGAGCGCGAAACCCCAAGUGAACGCCGUGGAAAACCUCCGACCCCAAGACCUGCACUCCUCGUCGUCGUCGUCGUCGUUGUAAAUAGGUUGCUUCAACGACAAGCGAGGCCUCAAUCCCCAAGGGUUUGCCAGAUUUGAUUCGGCUCCAAAAGAUAAGAACGCACAACGGCAGAAGGGUUCGGGUGCGUCGAUCGUGACGAGAGCAAGAGAGAAUUCGGGUGCGUCGAUUGUGCCGAGAGCAAGAGAGAAACGUCCGCCGCUAAGAGAGAGAGGUAUACCUUAUGAUCAGAUUGAUGUCUCAGACAUUGAUUUUUUCAUUUACUUGGCUCCGAAACCGGAAGAGAUUGAGCUUUCCUCUCACUUGAAUCGGUUGUCUUGGUCGAAGGGGUCCGAUCGAGAGGCGGCGCUGGCCUCGUUAAUCAAGCGAUUAAUUAAAAAGGAUUUCAUGGAUGAUUAUGACUAUCUGGAAGGAAAUUUAAUAACUUUUACAUUUUUUCUACAGAGAUGCUUUAAUUUCCAGAAAAAGGAUUCGGCUUCCCUCUUAGAGAAGCAGCUUUCGCUUCAUACCAUAGGCUUGCUGGCCCUGAUCGUCGAGGGCGAGGAUAAAAUGUCCGAAAUCUACGGACAGUUGCUUCCCCUGAUUUCCAUGUCUCUGGAAUCGGGACAUGAACCGGCGGUGAAGCUGCUGCAAUGCUUGGCUGUUGUGAGUUUCUUUGGUGCAACUAACUCGGAGGAGACUGAAACUGCAAUGCAGGUUGUUUGGAAUUUUAUCAGUGCUCCGGAAUCUGCGAAAGAGCUUUUGCCAGAGGUUCUGGUUGCCGGAAUAUAUGCUUGGAUGUUUCUUCUUACAAGCAUGGAGGGAUGGCGGCUCAGCUACAACUACUGGAAUGGGGCGAUUUCUUACUUCUGUAAUCUGUUAGAGCACGGCGAUAAAUCAGUAUGUGUGGCGGCUACUGAAGCUCUAGCUUUGAUAUUUGAGACUGGUAGUUUGGACAAGUUCUGGAGAUCUGAAGAAAAGGUUCCGAGCACGAUCAAGUAUUCGAAUUUGCAACAAUUGCUGACAGGGAAUGUUUUGACGAAACUCAAGUCUGUUUACCCAAACAUGGGAGGUGAUGUGAAUGCUGCGAAGAAAGUCCGCCAAAUUAUGAUUUAUUUUCAGAAUUUUUGCUGCCCGGGAGCAUCUGUAGCGGUCAAUGGGAUUGAUCUGAAGUUAUCGUCAUGGUACCAGAUGAUUCAGUGGCAGUUUUUGAAGGGUUUUAUAGCUGACGGGUUUGAACUACACAUGAAGGAAAAUGAGAAGCUGUGGAGGGUGUUCAAUUUUGAUCCAUACGAAGUCGCCGAGGUUGGUGAAGAAUUGUAUGCGUCUACUACUGAUAAGAGCAGGACCCGUUUCUUUUUACCGAAAGAAAGAGAUCCGUACUUGCUAACGAAGGAAGCUACAAAGAAGGAGAGGGUUUGGAGGAACUCUCAUUUAGACAAGGCGAGAACGCAGUUGAUGAACAAACAACGCCGUUUGUCGCAGGAACUGAACAGCUGGAUCUAGUUCAUGGCAGAGUUGUUAGCUUUAAUUCUUGUUUGUUAGCAUUUCAGAGAUAAUUUCUAGAGAAAGAAUGUUAGCAGAGUCAAUGUAAAAGUAGUUUAAUUCAAUAGUAAUGCAAACAUUUCUUUUUCUGACCAUA